UACGUGAUUUUAUCGUGAUCAGGUACAUCGAACACGACAAUAUCCAUGCGAUUACCAUAGCAUUCGAAUGACACACGAAACCUACAUCCGAGUUCGUAAGAGAAAGUCUCCCUGGUAGAUUGUACAGCAGUGACGAAAAUGAGCACCAUCGCAGAGCAACCUUGUUAUACGUUGAUUAACAUUCCAACCGACACAGAGCCUUUAAACGAGCUCCAGUUGAAGCUGGAUCUAGAGAAGGGCGAUGCCCAGACAAAGAUUGAAGCCCUGAAGAAGACCAUCCACAUGAUCCUGAGUGAAGAACAUCUGCCGGGACUUCUGAUGACUAUCAUCAGGUUUGUCCUGCCACUGCAAGAUCACACAAUCAAAAAGCUUCUUUUAAUAUUUUGGGAGAUAGUGCCGAAAACUUCUCCAGAUGGCAAGCUUCUACAAGAGAUGAUUUUAGUUUGCGAUGCGUAUAGGAAGGACUUGCAGCAUCCUAAUGAAUUCGUCAGAGGCUCGACCCUCAGAUUCCUGUGUAAAUUGAAAGAGCCAGAACUUUUGGAACCGCUGAUGCCUGCAAUUAUUACUUGUUUGGAGCACAGACACUCCUAUGUCAGACGUAACGCUGUGCUGGCAAUUUUUACAAUUUAUAGGAACUUUGAGUUCCUCAUUCCUGAUGCUCCAGAAUUAAUAGCCAAAUAUUUAGAAGGAGAGCAGGACAUGUCUUGUAGGAGAAAUGCAUUUUUGAUGCUCUUACAUGCUGAUCAAAACAGAGCACUAGCUUAUCUAGCUGCUUGUUUGGACCAAGUGCCCAGCUUUGGUGAUAUAUUACAGCUGGUUAUUGUUGAACUAAUCUACAAGGUGUGUCUAGCAAAUCCAUCAGAAAGAGCACGUUUCAUUAGAUGCAUUUAUAGUUUAUUAAACUCUCCAAGUGCUGCUGUACGUUAUGAAGCAGCUGGUACCUUGGUAACACUGUCUAAUGCCCCCACAGCGAUUAAAGCUGCAGCCUCCUGUUAUAUUGAGCUAGUUGUCAAAGAAAGUGACAACAAUGUUAAACUGAUCGUGCUUGAUCGUUUAAUCGCGAUGAAAGAAAGUCCUGUUUACGAAAGAGUUCUUCAAGAUUUAGUUAUGGACGUACUUAGAGUUCUAGGUUCACCGGCAUUAGAAGUCAGAACUAAAACGUUAGCCCUGGCCAUGGACUUAGUAACCACACGUACCAUAGAGGAAAUGGUUCAGCUCCUAAAGAAAGAAGUAUUAAGAACUGUGGGCGGGGAACACGAAGAUGCUGGUAGAUACAGGCAACUUCUUGUGCGAACAUUGCAUGCCUGUUCAAUAAAAUUCUCAGACGUGGCAGCUACGCUGAUACCUGUAUUGACAGACUUCUUAUCAGAAAACAACGAAGCUGCUGCGACAGAUGUGCUAGUGUUCGUCCGUGAAGCUAUUCAAAGAUUCGAGAAUCUUAGACCGCUCAUAGUUCAAAAGCUACUUGAAGUAUUCCCACAUAUCAGAUCGGUAAAGGUACACAGAGCGGCUCUAUGGAUUUUGGGUGAAUAUGCUACAACGAAAGAAGACAUUGAAGCCUUCAUGAGUCGAAUACGAGCUGCCUUAGGAGAAUUACCAUUACUAGAGGCAGAGAACAGGCAUCAAGCUGGCGAGAAGACGGAAGAUGGAAAUACUCAAGCCACUCCAGCACAGUUGGUCACAUCGGAUGGAACUUACGCGACCCAGAGUGCAUUCAGCACUGCAUCUACUAGUACGUAUCUUUUAAAAUACUUCCGUGAAAUAAAUAAGUCGAUAUCAAUUUUCAAAUUAUUUUAUUCAGCUAAGGAGGAAGAGAAACGCCCGGCAUUGGUUCAGUACAUGAUGGAGGGUGACUUCUUUAUUGGUGCAUCAUUAGGUACGACCUUAGCCAAGUUGGCGCUUCGUUACAAGGGCCUCGAAAGUGAUGAACAAAAGCGCAAUCACAUGCAAGCCGAAUCUAUGUUAAUAAUGACCAGUGUGUUGCAAUUGGGUCGCUCCGGUUUACCCGCCAAGGCAAUGACUCACGAUGACGCUGAACGAUUGUUCCUGUGUCUAAGAUCUCUAGCUUGUCCAACACCGCUUGUACAGAAGGUAUUCAUCGAGGGUUGUCGAGAGGCCCUUGGACGAAUGCUGACAGCUAAAGCGGAGGAAGACUCGCAAACACAGAAGGCUAAAGAAAAGCCAGGUAGCAUCGUCCAAGUGGACGACGCCAUACAGUUCCUACAAUUGAGCCGUGGAUCGGAUUUGACGGGUGGAGCUGCAGACAUGUUCGAACAAAGUCUCAGCGCUGCCGUUGCAGGAAGACCCGGUUCCGGUGCAGACAUCCCAGCUCCCAGUGCUUUGAGCAAGGUCACCCAGUUAACUGGUUUUUCGGACCCAGUGUACGCAGAAGCUCUGGUUCACGUCAACCAAUACGACAUCGUGUUGGAUGUACUAAUUGUGAAUCAAACUGAGGACACGCUUCAGAAUUGCACUCUGGAGUUAGCAACGAUGGGUGACCUGAAACUCGUGGAGAGGCCGCAGCCCAUCGUGCUCGCACCGAGAGACUUUGCGAGCAUCAAGGCCAACGUGAAAGUAGCCUCCACAGAAAACGGAAUUAUAUUUGGCAAUAUAGUUUACGAUGUAUCCGGUGCUGGGUCCGACAGGAGUGUCGUAGUACUGAACGACAUACAUAUCGACAUUAUGGACUACAUAGUUCCAGCAACCUGUACCGACGCGGAGUUCCGGCAGAUGUGGGCAGAAUUCGAAUGGGAGAAUAAGGUGUCUGUAAAUACCACGUUAUCAGAUUUGAGGGAGUAUCUUGCCCAUUUACUGAAGUCCACGAAUAUGCGCUGUCUGACCCCGGAAAAGGCACUUUCCGGACAAUGUGGCUUCAUGGCUGCGAAUAUGUACGCGAAAUCGAUAUUCGGCGAGGAUGCAUUAGCGAAUAUGUCCAUUGAGAAACCAUUAAACAAACCGGAUGCCCCAGUGGUCGGCCAUAUUCGUAUCAGAGCAAAGAGUCAGGGGAUGGCGUUGUCGUUAGGGGAUAAAAUCAAUUCCACGCAAAAGGGCCCGCAGAGCAAGGUCGUACAAGCUGCUUAAAGCACGUAGUCUCUAAUCGAACUCACAUCGAUCUUCAGUAUUCGAAUUAUUACGAGAGACUCAAUUGGACUUUAUGGGUGUCGCAGAUGACGGCCAUUCCCAUUUGUCUUCGUCAAUUCCACAACUUCGAUUCUCUUCUUCAAUUAGAUGUUGAAGUAUGUUUUCUACAAAUGUACGCCCGUAUUUAUUUCAGCGCCAUUGUUGUUUGUUUGUUUCCUUUCUGUACCGUCAGUCGCCAGCACCGUCGAACGACGAUACACCUUAUGUAUCCACCAGCGAAGAAAUAUAUGUACAUACACGAUACUUUAACCUGUAAGUCCGGAUUUCGUUCGAUCGAAACUGAUUUAUUUGGUACAUAUUUUUUCGAAUAAUAUGUAUAAUAGAACUGUAAACAAUAUAAAAGUUAUUAAGAACAUAAUGUAAUUGAGUCGAAGUCCAGUAUUUAAUACGUACGCAUUAAGCAAAUGAACAUAAGCCAAAAAUAUUUUGGGACUGUUUUUUACUAUUUUUACUAAUCUGUUUAUACUGUAAAAUAUUUUGUUUAAAAUAAAACAAUCAUAAUUAUGUCCUAUGCCUUA
Messenger RNA from Megalopta genalis, 3659 nucleotides. Its product is annotated as coatomer subunit beta. Gene Ontology annotation, molecular function: structural molecule activity. The record is from RefSeq and is a predicted model, not a curated record. Gene Ontology annotation, cellular component: COPI vesicle coat; cytoplasm. NCBI's taxonomy places the organism in Eukaryota, Metazoa, Arthropoda, Insecta, Hymenoptera, Halictidae. Gene Ontology annotation, biological process: intra-Golgi vesicle-mediated transport; endoplasmic reticulum to Golgi vesicle-mediated transport; intracellular protein transport.